AUGGCCACACAACAACCUUUACCUCCUCUCUCCAUGAAACCCAUUCAAUCUCGAAACAUUCAAUGUAAAGUCAUUUACGAUUUUGAAGCAAAGGAAAAACAAGAACUUUCCGUUCAGUGUGGUGAAUGUGUCGAAGUCGUGAAACGUUACAAAGAUGGAUGGAGUUGGUGUAUUGUCAUGAGAGAAGAACAUGAGAGUUAUGGACUCAUACCAACUGCUUAUUUACACGAAGUUCAACAAGCCACACCUUCCGAUCAUCCACUCUCUCAUCAACAUUCCGUUCUUCAUAACAUUGCGAAAAUUAUUCAACAAGACGCAAAUACGACCUCUAUGAAUGACAAGACUGAUACUUGUCACACAGAUGAAGAAGAACAAUCGGGUCAUAUGACUACUCUUCGGAGGCAAGAAAACAACCAGACAAACAACACACAAAUUGUUUUGGUCGAUGAAGAUGGAAUGGUUUCUGAUAUAUUGACCCAUUCAGAACUGAAUCAUGGAAUCGAUGAAAUCGUAGAAUCAGAUGAUUUAGACACCUCUACAACUACCUUUACCACUAUUACCACCCCAAACACCACCACUACAACAAAUUCGACAAGCAAAGACAAGACCAAAAAGACAACAAAAUUCCUUAAACGAUUAGGAUCUUUCUUUCAAAAGCCUUCCAGUGAAAAGAAUAACCAUCUAUCUUCGAAACCUCAAGAGAAUGAAACAACAACCUUAAAACCACAACUCUCCAUGACCAAUUUAAAGAAAAAUCCUUUUAACACUGUCCGAAUUUCAAAACCUACCAUGAACUCCAUUUCUCAACAACAAGAGUUAUUUCCCAAUCAUUUAACUCUUCAACCACAAAAACGAAAUGCUCCUUCUUCAAGAAUAUCUCCCUUAGACAUCAAAACAAGUAUUGAGCUCAUGUCUCAAUUCGAGAAAACUCAGCAUGUGUGUAAUACCUCGAAACGAAAAUCACAAGAUUCCAAUCACAUUGCUUCUUCAUCCCAUCAUCAUCCAACUGUACGAGAUUCCUUUAAUAUCUUUUCCAAACAUAGAAGAUCAAGAAAGAAGAAUUCACUCACAUCGGAUCGUGCAAUUGAAAUACUGUUGAAUCAGUUGGAAUGUUUUAAAAGAAGAAGACAAUUUACAUUGUAUAUCAAGAAAGAUGAAGGACUGAAAAAACAAAGAAGAAGACUUGACUUGAUCAAGGAAACCAUUGAAACUGAGAGGACGUAUGUCCGUUUACUCAAGACGUUUAUUGAAGUUUUCUACUAUCCGAUUAUUCAUGAUUCGGGAUCUGCGAAAGGCGUCCUCAGAAAAGAGACUUCCACCACACUCUUCAGCAAUAUUGAGCAAAUUUAUCAAAUUAAUCAUACAUUAUUGAAUGAUUGGGAGAGAGAAUUUGAAAUGCACUAUCCCUUCAUACAAAUAGGCUCUGCCUUUUCACAAAUAUGCCCCUUUCUAAAAGCAUAUACUAUUUAUAUUAAUAAUUUCGACAAGGCACAAGAAACGUUCGAGAAGUUACGAGACAAGGACAAGAAAUUUAAGGAAUUUCUUCAUGAAUGUUACAGGAAACAGCAAACAAAAGGUCACCAGCUUGGGGGCUUUCUUAUUUUGCCUGUACAACGAAUUCCAAGAUACAAGAUGUUAAUUCAAGAAAUUUUAAAUUUGACAUCGCAAGAUCAUGUCGAGUAUGAAAUUCUCAAGAAGUGUAGUGUGGAGAUUGAAUCCAUUGCCUCAUAUGUGAAUGACGAGAAGAAGAAGGUUGAACAAAAUCAAGUCGUGUUUGAAGUUCAACACCUUGUUCAAAAACACUAUGGCUCGUUCAUUCAGCCAAAUCGGAAAUUUGUCAGAAGAGGAACCAUGCGUAUUAAAAUCAUAACACAUCACAUAGAGCAGCAGUUAAUGGAUGGAAGAUCUUCAAAAUCGAUAAGACCAGUAUCACUGACAGAUAUUAUGAACUCGAUGGUGUGCAAGGAGGCCAAAUUUGAUAUCUUCCUUUUCACGGACGUGUUGGUAUUAAUUGAAAGAGACAAGAGCAAAAACUCCAACCAUUCGUCUCAAAUUUUGAAUGCAGAUAACCUUCACUUCAUUUUCUUGCAAUUUGUAGAUUGUAGAGAUUUUACCAAGUACUCUCCACGCCAGUCACAACGUGAGUUUAUCGACUCUCCUAACUCCUUAUUGACCAACCACAACCAGAAGAGAAGUAAUAUACAUCUCAAAGAUAACCUCAUCACUCGAGUAGAAAACGAAGAUUGCACGUUUACCUUGGAAGCUUUAAUCAAAUCUGUAAAAACAGAGUAUACAUUUCAAUGUGCCACUGUGAACGACAAGAUGACUUGGAUGAGCAACAUUAAGGAUUGUCUAGAAAGUAUAAGUAGAUCCAAUGUAUCUAAAGGCAUUGAACAAGACAUGUUUAUCAUUGGUAAGGAGAGAGCUUCCCUUAAUCGUAUUGCCAAAUACAAGUUGGAAGAACAUCAAAAACUAGAGAAAUCCAACCUCAUGAAGAUUUCUUACUUGACACAGUUGGACCAACAUCUCUCAAAGAAAAAACAACAACUUGCCAAGCUUCAGAAGGAAAUUAGUAUCUAUGAGAUGGACAAAGAACAAGUACUUUCCGAUGUGAAAUAUGUCACUGACAAGAAGCACAAGAUUCGAGAGGACUUGAAAUCGUAUUAUGCAUCCAUUCAAGAAAAGGAUCUUGCAUGUAUGAAACUCUUGAAUGAAGAACAUGCCUUUAAACUGGUAUUCGAUGACGUUCCUUCCGUGGAUAUUCAAGCUGCCUAUUCAUACAUGACAAACCCAUCGAGAAAGACAAUAUCUACAUCCAAUCAAUCGAACGAAGAGAGUUCUGAAUCCCCUUAA
Messenger RNA from Naegleria lovaniensis, 2853 nucleotides. RefSeq lists its product as uncharacterized. Gene Ontology annotation, molecular function: guanyl-nucleotide exchange factor activity; protein binding. The transcript has a single exon. NCBI's taxonomy places the organism in Eukaryota, Heterolobosea, Eutetramitea, Acrasida, Naegleriidae. Bases 1 to 2853 code for a protein of 950 amino acids. The record is from RefSeq and is a predicted model, not a curated record.